AUGCGGAGCGUGUUUAGAAAUAGAUACAAUCAUUGUACCAAGAUGCCUCGAGUAAGGAGACAAGUGAUCCUGGAGGAUCCAGCUAGGCCCGUUACACCAGACAUGGCGGAAACAAAAUUGUUAAAGUCUGAGUUUCUGGAUGAUGGAUCCUUGGAUGAAGUCCAGCCACAAAAGGUGGCGGAAGAAACACCGAGCCCUCAUUUACAAGAUCAUCAAUACGGACAAACACCUUGUUACCAAAUAACGAGGAAACCCACACAACCACCGCCAAGAACUGAGAUAUCAGUUCAAGCGGUAAAAAGAAGACUGAAUUUGGAGGUAGGGACAACUGGUCCCAGCCAGUCUGCCUUCAAAGCUCCCAGAGGUAAACGUAGAAGAUCCGGUUCGAAUUCUCUAACUGGUCAUACACCCACCAAAACCAAAACUGUAGAAAGGACACGAUAUGAUACCUCUUUGAGUUUACUCACAAAGAAGUUUAUCCACUUAGUUGAGAGCAGUCAGGAUGGUGUGGUCGACUUGAAUGUAGCAUCAGAGAAGUUGGAGGUACAAAAACGUCGUAUAUACGACAUUACUAAUGUUUUAGAGGGCAUUGGUAUCUUAGAGAAGAAAAGUAAAAACAAUAUCCAGUGGAAAGGCGGUCAAUUACCAAAUAAUCGGAAUGAUAUCGCCAAUCUGAGAAGAGAAGUCGCGGAUCUGGAAGCUAAAGAGAAUUCACUUGACCGAUUGAUCCACGGUGCUGAUACGUCUCUACGCGAGCUCUGCGCGGACAGACAAUACGCUUAUGUAACGUAUCACGAUUUACGUUCAGUUUCAAUGUACAAAAACCAAGCUAUUAUGGCUGUGAAAGCCCCGCCGGAAGCUACCCUCCAUGUCCCACAACCUAUCAAUAACUUUGGUCAACAAAAGCUUCAAAUACACAUGAGGUCGCAACACGGAGAGAUAGAAGUGUUUUUGUGUCCUGACGAUCCGGCAGUUAAAACGUCACCUUAUUCCGGAUAUGCGACAACGCAAACUGUGCCUCAAUCAAAAGAACUGUCUGACAUACCUUGUUUGUCUCCUGAAUUGUUGGUUAAGAAAGAAAGCGACGUGCGAGUCGAAUCAGUACCUUCCGAUGAGAGUUCUAUGAAUACUCGUCUGUGUACCCCUGUAACUACAGUUACCAAUAUAACAGGCAUGAAGGAUGCGUUCUUAUGUGAAUCUGACGAUUAUGGACCAAUGGGCGGUGGCAAAUUCCAACUACAAACAGAGGAUCAAAUCAGUACUUCAGAUCUGAAUUCGAUUCUCGAUUUUGGAGAGCAACUGCUGAGUUUGGAGCCGCCUCUCUCUGAAAAUGACUACUCGUUCUCGUUAGGCACCGAGGAGGGUCUAUCGGAUCUCUUCGAUUUCAAAUUCUAGGAAUAUCGUCACUAGCGCAAGAGCAUUCUUAUCUAUUUUGGGCUAUUACUCUGAGUUUGGUACUCAAACGUGGAUGAAAAACUGCUUUGUCAGUUUUAUAAUGCUCCUUCGUGUUAGACAAUAGGUGGUUGGCACUUUUGUUUCCGCGCGUCGAUCUUUGCAAGGAAUCGCAAACAUGCAAAGUCGUUUUUAUUUAUUUUUACUGCUUCGCCGAGCAAACGUUAUUUGAUCUAAAAAGUGAUUCACGUUUUAUGCGUAUGGUUAAUUACUGUGUACAAGCACAGUAACGAAAUGAUUAAGCACGCACGCAUGAUGCAAUUUGUUAAAUAUUGUCGCCUUCUUAAGAAACCAAUGAUAGAUAUAAAUACAAAAAUUAUAUAGAAUAGAUUAUAUGUUUCCGUGAACGAUUUUACUAGUUGAUCCAUCAUCUGUUCCAUGGAGAAAUUACAAAAUGCAAUAUUGUUAUGGAUCCAUCGGAAUAUUUUAAUAUUCUCGAGAUUUUUUUCUUCGCAUAUACAUAUUUUUUUUGUUUCGGAAUGUCGUUUUAAUUGCUUUUUUUCGGAUCGCAAAUUCUGGAUGUAGAGGAAACCGAACCGGAUGAGGCACACGAAAAACAUAUCACGACAUUGUUAACACGUAUUUCCGGCUUGAUCGAUGAUCUGCAUCGAUCGCGUUUGCGGAAUGGAUCGCGAAAACUUUUGAACAGAGAGAAAGGGGUGCGUUUGAAGAGAGCGAAGGCGUUUUUUCGUGCAAUCUGUAAUAAUAUUAUAAAUUGAGCUAAGAGAUAUAGAAAAGAGAGAAUGUAUUCGGGAAUUUAGAGAAGAGAGACUGUGUCGGACAACGAUCUAAUUGCUUUACUUAGUUGCCCGUGAAACGAAUAAGAGGAUCAAGAGCCAUCAAGCUUUUUCUAGUGUAAGAGUCUCAAGUGGGGCGAGAAGAGAAAAAGAGCAAAAUACACGAGAUGACUAUCCGGAUGGCGGUCUCUUCUUAUCAUUCGUGUCAUUAGGACACGGAAUUUUUAAAUUAUAUUCAAGAUUAAAGACUGUCAUCUGGAUGAUGCAUGAUUUUGUAAGAUAUGACGAAUGCAUAUUACCUCGUUGACAAAUUGUUCAACAGUACAGUAGUUUUUAUUCCGCGUACUUUGAUAAUUGGUCGAGUUCUUGGCAAUCGUAACGAGUAUUGAAGUCGUUUUCCUGUUUACAGUACAUUGCUUUAUUGGAUGGGAGCGAAAUGGAACGCGAUGACCAGUGAUUAUUGUUACAGCGAUUAUGUUAUUAGUCGAUUAGAAAGGUCACAUGCUAAUUAGUUUCUUUUCAUCGAUAUAUGGCAAAGAAUGAAGAUAAACUGGAAAUGUAAUAUGAGAGUGUAAAAAAAUGGAAGAUCUUAGGCUAUAUCGUUUAUAUUCGAAUGCGUAUUUAAUUCCGAUUUUCUAACGAUUAUCGUCUAAGAUCCACAUUCAGGACACAUCAGUCUCAUUCUGGAACUGAUUAUGGGGAUUUUCAAAAAGAAAGAGAGAAAGAGAAAAGGAGAGAAAAAGUUUCUCUUACCGGUGAACACUUGAAUCUUGUCGAGAAAAACGCGGUCCUGGAAUUUAGUUCUGUUGAGCGAGAUUCGCGUAGAAAUAUAUAUCUUCUUGUUUCUCGAGAGCUCAAGAAUACACUGGGAAAAUUGUCUCGUCUGGAAGUCUCCCUUAAGGAUGUACUCUAACGUACAACUUAGUGUACGUCCAAAGCCAUAGUGCCUACAAAAUAACGAUCAUACCCUUCUGCAAUUGUAAAUACUUUACAAACAUAAUUAUGUAAGCUCAUAGACACACAUAUGCGUAUACAUAUAUAUUAUAUGUAAGAACGUAAUGAUUCUCUCUCACACACACACGCAGAAAUGGACAGAUGCUGCAAACAUUUAUUACAUGUAAUUAUCGUAAAAAUACGAAUCACACUUAUUUUUAAUAUAUUAA
Camponotus floridanus (Florida carpenter ant) is the source of this 3352-nucleotide messenger RNA. It is a transcript of the gene E2f1, whose product is annotated as transcription factor E2F2. The transcript is spliced from 8 exons. Gene Ontology annotation, biological process: regulation of transcription by RNA polymerase II. The record is from RefSeq and is a predicted model, not a curated record. Gene Ontology annotation, molecular function: protein dimerization activity; DNA-binding transcription factor activity, RNA polymerase II-specific; RNA polymerase II cis-regulatory region sequence-specific DNA binding. Lineage: Eukaryota; Metazoa; Arthropoda; Insecta; Hymenoptera; Formicidae. Gene Ontology annotation, cellular component: RNA polymerase II transcription regulator complex. The coding region runs from base 1 to 1395 and encodes 464 amino acids.